AUAAAUACUAGAAAUGUUGCUGUCUCCAUGCAUCACCUAAAUAUAUCCAUAAUCUCUACUUGUUCAUUUGCUUCUUCCCAUUCUACACGUAUGGCUCUUUAUCUAUUCUGUUGUCUUUUUGCUAUUACUUUGAUUUUCAUGCAAACUCUCGCGGACACUUCAUGCACAGAUUGUUUCAUUCAUUCUCGGGCAGCAUAUUAUCCGAAUUCUGAAGAACACGGGACAGAUGUAGGUGCAUGUGGUUUUGGUUCCUUUGGUGCUACAGUCAAUGGCGGGGAUGUAUCAGCUGCAUCUUCUCUUUAUCGAAAUGGUGUUGGCUGUGGAGCCUGUUACCAGGUGAGGUGUACCAACAGUGCCUAUUGCUCAGAAAAUGGUGUAACUGCAGUCAUAACUGACCAAGGUUCAAGUGAUAACACUGAUUUCAUUCUUAGCAAACAUGCCUUUAGCCGGAUGGCUCAAACCACUGAUGCAGCUGCUUCUCUAUUAGCCCUUGGCGUGGUUGAUAUUGAAUAUAGACGUGUUGCAUGCAGCUACCCAUCUAAGAACAUAACAUUCAAGAUAGAUGAGAGCAGCAACAACCCUUAUUACUUGGCUUUUGUCAUUUGGUAUCAACAAGGAAAGAGAGACAUAACUGCUGUGCAGCUCUGUGAGACUAAAAACUUAGUGUGCAAGUUACUGGAUCGGAGCCAUGGAGCGGUGUGGACUAGUGCCUCUCCACCAAGUGGACCUUUGUCUAUAAGGAUGUUGUUUAGUGAUGAAGAAGAGGGAGAAGAAACAUGGGUUGUUCCUGUUAAUAACAUACCCGAAGAUUGGAAGGGAGGAGAAACAUACGAUUCAGGAGUACAAGUGAAUCAAUAGAGAAGGCAGCAUAAGCAUGCAAUGAGAGAAACAUUACAUCAAGUUGAUAAUUUGAUUAAUUUAUUAUCCCCCACCCUUCCCUUAUGGUAUUAUUUUUCUCCGAAUAAGAAGUGAUGGCAUACUAUGGACAACACAUACUAUGCAUGUCACCCGAUUCCAUUGUAUUGAUGUUAUUAUUUCAUUUUUACAUUUGUACUCGUACAAACUUAAUAACAAUGUUGAAAUGUCUUGACAGAUCA
Messenger RNA from Cajanus cajan (pigeon pea), 1097 nucleotides. RefSeq names its product expansin-like B1. The record is from RefSeq and is a predicted model, not a curated record. NCBI's taxonomy places the organism in Eukaryota, Viridiplantae, Streptophyta, Magnoliopsida, Fabales, Fabaceae. Gene Ontology annotation, cellular component: extracellular region.